AUGUGGUUCGAUGACUCCCCUGCCGCGGAGGCUGCUACUGUCCUGCAGCAUCCGAGGGUGCUGGCGUAUUGUCGGCUGCGAUGUUUUUGCUCCGGUAUUGAGAGGACUGCGGCGCUACGGCAGCAGUUUGCGAGACGGACGACGGAGGCGAGACUUACGCUCCCUGUGGUCCUCGACCAACCAUUCCUCAUGUCUUUUGAUGCGAGUGCGGAUGGAGACAUCGUAGGCUCUGAAGCUGGGAAAUUCGCGUAUACGAUACCGGCUUUCUCAGAACUGGAUGCGAAUGAGAUGAGGGGUUAUAGUACGGCGGAUCAGGCAAGUGUGAGAACUGCGAAUGUGAGGUAUGUCACGCUUGAGGAGGAGAAUCGGAUAUUGCCAAUUGCCCCCCUGCACCCCCUUCCCCCCGCCCCAACGUGGGACUGUGGUGUGCUCUCCCAUCAAUCGACGGCUGACGACGAGAAAUAUAGCUGGAGCAGCGCCGGAACCUACUGCCACCGUCUCCCCAACGGCGAGCGCACGGUGUGGUGGAGCGACGACCUUACGCCCAACAGAGGCCUGACAUGGGACGGCUCACCGUUCCAGGCCCUCAUGGCAAGAAUGGUCUGCGCGCGAGCAUGCUACUGCAGCACCGACCCGGAGAGGAAGAAGAUCGAUCUGACGGACAGUCCGAGGGUCGGCAGUGUGCAAAUCGCUGAGACACAGGAGAAUGGGAGAAAUGUCAUUGAGGCCUUUCUGAGCCAGCCGGACGGAAGCGUCCGGACGGUGCUUAUUUCCAGCAGUGCUGUCAGUGCUGAUGACGAUGCGGGUGCUGGGGCGGGGGAGAUGCAGGUGGCGUGUAAAGAUGAGGAGGCGGGGUGUAGAGAGGGAUGGCCGGAGGAGUUGUUGGGGCCUAAGCCGACGUGGCCGGCGCCGCUGCCGGAGAAGGAUGAGUUGACUAAGCUGGAUCAGUGUGGGACGUUUUGCUAUGAGGCGAAAGAUUGUGGGGGUGACUGGAAGAGUGGGUGUCGCUGUGUGGUUCCUAAGGAACUGCCUGUGUAUGCGCUGGAUGCUGUGUUUCCGAAGCAGCCGGAGCUACCAAGGGGGAGGUGUAUGACCAUGCCGGAUUAUGUGCUCAAGGCCGCAAUGGUGGGACAGUCAAUUCUUGGGAAGCGGAGGAAGGAGGUGUGA
This is a messenger RNA of Bacidia gigantensis, 1167 nucleotides long. RefSeq lists its product as uncharacterized. The record is from RefSeq and is a predicted model, not a curated record. The coding region runs from base 1 to 1167 and encodes 388 amino acids. The transcript has 2 exons. Lineage: Eukaryota; Fungi; Ascomycota; Lecanoromycetes; Lecanorales; Ramalinaceae.